Messenger RNA from Paramormyrops kingsleyae, 687 nucleotides. NCBI's taxonomy places the organism in Eukaryota, Metazoa, Chordata, Actinopteri, Osteoglossiformes, Mormyridae. The record is from RefSeq and is a predicted model, not a curated record.
UAAAAGUGUUUUUUGUAUUAUAAUAUUGCCUUGUAUAAACUAGCUUGAUCUUCUGGACGGUGAAGGUGAGCCGCAGGUACGUGAGUUACGUAAUACAGGGAACGAGCAAACUGGGAAGGACGCAAUUUAACGGCAUGCUCUUCAUAUAUGCACUAUAUACAAUACCAAUUACACCAGAAGGCUCAGUUCACAAUGUAGUAAAUGAAAUGAAAAUGUAGAUCUUAUACGGACCAGUAGCAAGGUUUGCGGUGGAUGAUGGGACAGGCGAGUCUGCAAAGCGUCUGCUUUGGAUGCGGGUGGAUUCAGCACCGAUUCAGAACUGUCAACAGCGAAUCAUUGUCUCUGCUCAAGCGGAUGGGCGGAGAUUAUACUACAGACACAGUACCUGUCCGCUUCCCCAGCAAAGCCUAUAAAUUGGUGCUACAUAGUGAAAAGACGGAUGGGAAAAUUGCUUUCUUAUCUGACACUAUCAAUAAAAUAAGAGAUCUUUUCGGUGAAAAUAUGGAUACUGUCACGUGGAACAAAACAGCGCUGGAACAUUUCAAGGAUGUUCUUCACCGGCAGUCGCACGAACUGCACAAAUGUGUUUCUUCAAACUCUAAGCAUGAGUGGAAACUGGAAAGGCACUUCAGGAUGCUACACGAGACUGUUUUAAAGGAAAUGAUACUCCAGUUCCCCCUACGAUAG